GGGGGUUGUACAUCGCGCGGGCAUCGAAACGCGUCGAAACGCGACGCGGUCGGGGAUCGGACUGACUCGCGCGAAUCGAUCGGCGGCCUCCGUCGUCGUCGUCGUCCUCUUUCACCCGGCGACGAGGAAGCGUUCGUCGACGAGAACUCGGGAAUUUGGUUGAACACGGUGAAUCUCGCGGAGGACCUCGCAAAAACGGGGAGGUUUCUCGCGCCGCAGAUAUAUACAGAUACGGAUAUAUAUUUGCCGGCUGGCGACCUCGUUAUUACCCCUAGAAGAUCGAACGGGCGGGAUACUUUUCCCUCGCUAGAGCUAUGAAUGGAAGUGCGAAAUUUUCUCCUUCCGGGAUAUUGUUGUGAGAGACGAUCGAAUCGUCGACGUGGUGGAAUGUUGAGACUCGUUCGCGGCGUUCGACGAUCCGCUCUGGCUGACAACGGGUGAUGAUAGAAAUCGGUGCUUCAACGAACGAACUAAUGUAUAAAUUGAAGAGCAAUUGAGAGAAGGAGAGAGGAUUGGAAAAACAAUUUUUUUCGGGGGAGGAAAGGGAAAUAUGCGCGAAUAAACGGCCGCGAAAAAAAAAAUCGUCGAGCCAUCAAUUACGCUUGUUAAGCAAAACGAUUAACAGCGCUAAAAAGCUUGAAAAACUGAACCAAUCGAUUCUAAAUAUCUUUCAAACCAAAUUUGUUUAAAAGGGAGGAUAGAGGGAAGGUGUGUGUGUAUGUGAGAGAGAAAGAAUCAAACGCGAGAGAGGGUGAAGAUCAAACGCGGAAGCGAGAGAACAACGAACCUCGCUAUUUAUCGCGCGGAAAUUUUUGCUCUCUGUCAAAAAGUAAAACAAUUCGCGCCGGUGAAAAGCAAAACGCAUAUGUUUGCCGCUGUUGGAAAAUAAAGUCAGAUUUAUAUAAGGGUAGAUUUUUCCACGAACUCGUCCGUCGCUUUCGAGUGUUUCGCCACUUUUUACGUGUGUUUUAUAUAUCAUCGUUUUUUUUUUUUCAUAUACGCGCCCACCUUAUACAUUUUAGAUAAAUCCCCGACAGUGUCUUUUCCGCGAAAGUCCUCGAAAUGAUACGAGGGAUGAUUGAUCACGGCGGAAAUUGAGGAGGACCAGCAGGAGUGAGAAUAAACAACCCAUCGAGUUGCCGUGGAUCUCUUUCCUUCUCUCUCUCUCGAAACACCGAUCUGUCAUCGCCAUUGUCGAAUCGCCUAACGGCAGCCCUAAAACCUACCAUCCCCCGAAAGGGGGUAGUAACCCCGGAGGGAUAAUCUCCCGCAGAGAAAGGCGGCUACCUCUCUCUCUCUCUCUCUCUCGUCAAAACGCGUUGCGCCAUUUCAGGUGCGAGAGCUUCGCGUGUACAAGUGUGCUUUAGUGUGCUUUCGAGUGCUUCGAGGUGCGCUUCCUCUCUCUCUCGUUUUCGCGAGUUCUACACGAAUAGGUGAGGAAAGAAAUUCGAGGAGCAUCAAAAGACUUCGGUGAUUAAUGAGCGCGGGUAAUUAAGAAACAUUAAGGACAGGCUGCCGAACGACUCCGAGAGAUCGUCGCACUGUUCGGAGAGAAGCGUGUCCAUCUCUCUCUCUCUCUCUUUCGGUCUCUCUUCAAGAGAGAUCCUAGCCGGAGGACAUCGCCGCGGGGUUGACGGUGGGAGGAGGUUGUCUACCUUCGAGGUAAGAGGAAGCGAGACCGAGGGUGGGUGAGAGAGAAAGAGAGGGGAUGGGAGGCCUUUAGGGGUGGAAAAUCGUUGGAGAAUACCGUCGCGGUGAAAUCACUCCUCUCGAACGCUCGCGAGACGAUCAGACCACGAAGCAUCCACGUCCUUUUGCCUGCCUGAGCCCUGAGAGUCGUGGGGUGGAAGUGGAGGAAGUGGCUGUCUGAUCUCCGGACGGAAUGACAAUAAGACUCCCCUUUGAUUAAUCGAGGAAGGAAAGAGAGAGAGAGAGAAAGGGAAAGAUAUAUAUAUAUAUAUAUAUAUAUAUAUAAUUAGUCUUCUCUCUCCGCGCUCGAAGCGGCGGAUUGUUUUGCAAGUGUUAAGAAGUUUCGGCUCUCCCUCUGCUUAUAGAACCGACUAAAUAUAACUGCAGCCGAGUAACUUGUAACUAAUUCAAACGAGCGAGCGACGUUUGAAAUAGUUUGCCGCACGCGUUCAAAUACCGUUCCUUCACCGAGAUGUGUGUAUGUGUAAGAGCGGACACGAGAGUAAAGUAUAUAUAUAUAAAUUAAUCAAAAAUAGCGCACGUAUACAAUAAAAAAAGGAGACAUCGGUGGAGAACGUUUUCGAAAGAAAAAAAAAAAACACUCGGUUGUGCGUCAAUCAGGUAUAUACAUGAAGAAUUUUCACGUCAAUAUAUAUAAUUAUAUAUAUUGUCCCUGGAUUGAAAGUGUAAUUUUUCAUCAGCCGGGGCGACAAUAACGCGAAUGAUUUCGGAGGGAGACGGUAUAAGUAGAGUGGAUCGAAAUUAUAGAAUCGUGUGCAGCCAGUGGAAGAGGUCGGCGCUUGAUCAGACGAAACCGGCCGGUCCCGGAGCUGCGCUACUGAAAGGAACUCAUUUGCUUAAGGAGAUCUUUUGCUGUACAAACACGGAGAGACAGACGUAUGUAAGCUACGUCCCUCUGUAAAAUCGUGAAUUGCGAGAAAGGGGCGUGUAUAUCUCUCUGCGAAUGGACCGAUAUAAUGAUAACAAUAGCACGUCAAUGUGUUAACGAGAUAGUGCGAGAAAUUUGUAAUAAUCCAUCGGGUAUCAUCGCGGGAAAAAUUCCGAUGUGGAUGUGUGUUUUUUGCGAUGUCCAUCUUUAUUUGAGCCGUGGCGCACGUCAAUUUGAAACGCAACAGUGAGUAAUCCCGGACCUCCAUGCAUCUUUCUGGAACGAAUACCGGGAUGUAAUCGACAACGAUAACCACGAACGAUAACAAAUCACGCGAGAGGCAGCGAGAGAAAAAUCGCGAGGAAUUUUGGAGCGAGCGCGAAAACGUAAAAGCUAUGGUUUCACGAAGGACGAAUUGGUGAAAAAUAAUGGUGAGAGAGAAUAUUAUAACGUAAAAUGAUAAGCGAGCACGCAACAAGAGAGGAAGGAAAAGAGAGCGCAAUUGGAUGUUACAACGUGACUGAGGACAAUAACGUUAAGAGAGGAUAAUCGAAGGCAAUCACGUGAAAACAUGAGCCGUUGUUGAACUUGAUACCGUGACAUAAUCGAAAACGGCGAUAUAUUUUAGCAACGGAUCGAUCGGGACGGGACAGAUAUUGCGACAGCAAUAGGCGAGGCUACGUUAACAUCAUCAAGUUGAUGCGGAAGGUACAUAAAUGAAUCCGAUACGAUCUAAGAAAUAACAUAAAGCGAGAAAACAUCGUGGCAAACCUUUCGCACUGACUUUCGACAGUGAUACGGUGCGCGAGGACGUAGAAAUAAAGGAGACGGUGAAGAAAGCGAGGACUCGUCCAGGUAUUUCGAUGUGCUUCGACGACGGGCGGUCGAGGAACUUGUUAAAGGAUCCGCGCUCGGAUAGGUGAGCGCGCGUUCGUCCCGCACGCAAGAUCCGGGACGAGGAGGACUCUUCUCUUCGCAGAGGUGGAAUGACAAUAAAGGGACGGCGUGGCCGCGGAGUGGUAUCAUGCGGAGGACGGAUCUGAGCGGCGCGCCAGCGAGGUGUCCGGCGAAGGUGUCGCAUCCCUUACGUGGGAUGGCACUCGGGACGCUGGCCGAGAUUGCGGUGAGACUCGUGAUUAGCGGCUACAUAUUCGCCGUGGUCGUCUACGUGAAUGCCAGCGGCAACUGGGAUAAGGACGAUGACCUAGUGUCCUCGUCUAAGGUCAGCGCCGUACUUGGUCGUACCGCCACUUUGCCUUGCGACAUUGAGCCGUCCACGCGAGAAGAUCGCGUCUACAUGGUACUUUGGUUCCGCGAUUAUGCGGUGAAACCCAUUUACAGUUUUGACGUGCGAGGCCGGGCCUUCAACAAGGCCCUGAACUGGUCGGACAGCACCGCCGUGGGACCCAGGGCCUACUUCGUCACCGUGACGAAACCCGCCGCCCUUUCCCUAGAGGCUGUCCAGCUGGACGACGAGGGCGUCUACAGAUGCCGCGUAGACUUCAAGAACUCGCCGACCAAGAACUUCCAAGUGAAUCUCACGGUGAUCGUGCCGCCGCAUCAGCUGCUCAUCUAUGACAGUUCUGGGGUGCAGGUGGAAAACGUCGCCGGACCGUUCCGGGUCGGGCUGGAGUUCGGCUUGUCUUGCGAAGUAAGAGGAGGAAAACCGACGCCGGUGGUGAGCUGGCUGGUGGACGGCAAGGAGGUGAACGGCAGACUCGAAGAGUUCGAGAACCAAAACAUCGUCGUCAGCAAAUUGACGGUGCCGCAGCUGCGACGGGAGCACCGCAACACGACGUACAAAUGCCGGGCGAGCAACACGCAUCUAAUACCGCCGCUGGAGAAGACGGUGAUCCUCGACGUUUAUCUAAAACCGCUAACCGUGAAGAUACUGUCGAAAUUAACGAUCAUGGAAACGGAAAAGGACUACUCCAUCACCUGCGAGGCGACAGGCUCGCAUCCCCGAGCUCGCAUCACCUGGAUCGAGGGGAACGAGACAUUUCGGAAUGGCAAGACGAUGGAGAACGAGAACGCGUCGGUGGUUUUGAGCACCCUGAUAUUCUCGCCCGUCCCCGAUGAUCACGGAAAGAUCCUCAAAUGUCGCGGCGAAAAUCCAGCCCUGACGGAUGCCUACUUGGAAGACUUCUUCAAGCUGAACGUCGUCUUUCCGCCUAAGGUACAGUUGCAUCUGGGCAGCACCCUAAAUGCGGAGAACAUAAAGGAGGGCGAUGACGUCUACUUCGAAUGCAAAGUCCGCGCUAAUCCGGAGCAUCACAAAAUCACCUGGCGCCAUAACGGCGCCGUGCUGACGCAAAACUAUUCGGCUGGUAUCAUCAUGAGCACCCAGAGCCUGGUGCUGCAGGGUAUAGGUCGCGACAACGCGGGAAAUUACACGUGUCUCGCCAGCAACGAUCGCGGAGAAACGACAAGUCCGAUUGUGAAUCUGAGAGUACAGUUCGCGCCGGUUUGCACGUUGAAGGAGGUGACGAUCAUCGGAGCCUCUCUCGAGGAGUCCGUCAAGGUGCGCUGCGAGGUCGACGCCGACCCGAGCGAGGUCGACUUCUUCUGGGAGUUCAACAACAGCGGCGAGAACUUCGAGGUCACCGGCCAGGCGAGAUUCGACGGUAACAACGGCACCAUGAGCGAGCUCAUCUACACCCCGCAAUCCGAAAGGGAUUACGGCGCCCUGACCUGCAAGGGUAGAAACGCGAUAGGGAAGCAGGAAACGCCUUGCAUCUAUCAAGUCAUCCCGGCAGUGAAACCGAAUCCCCUGAACAAUUGCACUAUCAAGGCGUCGUUAAACCAGAGCUCGGAGAUUCUGGAGGUCGAGUGCGUGCCGGGAUACGACGGCGGGCUUCACCAGGAGUUUCGCCUCGAGGCUUACGAGGUACUGACCGGCAAUCUUCGGGUGAACGCAUCCAGCGUCUCAGCCGAUCUGCCGAUCUUCCGAAUCGCCGUGGCGGAUCUUUUGCCGGCCACGCACUUCUACCUGGUGACGUACGCCGUGAACGCUAAGGGUCGCAGCGAAGUGUCGCUACUGGAGGAUAUAAUGUUGCGAGACUCGGAGAAGCAUACGGACACCGGAGUUAGCAUGCUGCCGUUGAUUCUCUUGCUGAUCGGCUGCCUGUUGGCCUUCGGCGUGACGGUGAUCUCGGUGAUGCUGAUGAUGUAUCGACGUCGUGGCACCACGUCACCCGUGCACAUUGAACCCUACAUGAAACAGCCGAUAAUCACGCCGCCGGAUUCGAGGAACAAUUCGAUGCUGGACGUGACCCACGGCGACCACACGUACUUCGUCGAGUAUACGCUGAAACAGGUCACCGAUUACGCGCUCAAUAAUCAGCCAGAUAUCAUACAGUCGCCGCAAGGUAAUACAUACCAAGACAAGAUUAAACGAGAGCCACAACUGUUUUUGCCAGUGAGACCGGAUACAUUAUUCGCGCCCUAUGAUAUUCACAAGCAGGGAUUGCAGACAAACAGAUGCAGCCUAAAUCCCUUCUCGGCGAAGCCCUGGGAGCCCAUCAGCUUCAAGGCCGAUCGCAAUCUGAUGAAGGAGCUCAUCAUCGCCAAUUCCAUACCUGGCCCAGAGAGCUGCGUGUAAACUUGAUCGCGGGAGUGAAUCGAGACGCAAAUACCUACACACACUAUACACACAACAAACAGACAUGCAUACACAUAUGCACACGCUACCUAGCACAGAACGAUCGAUUUCGAAAGCCUGAAAACUGUAUCGCGCGUUUGGACACACGCGGAUAUAUCAACGCAAAGUCAACGAAUCUCGUGUCUCGCCUGUUAUAACUCGCGCGCCGGUGUGACAUAUCAUCGAUGACGAUAUCGUAGCGGAUAACAUACAUAUCAGCAUAUCGUAGCAUAUCGUGGCGCGCCACGAUCUCUCUCCCCCGAUGAUCCUCGGGAGUUUUUUUAGAUCCCCCGUCGAUCCAGCGCGAGACCGGGACGAGAAGUCGCGAAUGUCGUCGCGACACGACCUAGUCGCAUAAUUUAACCGAACGCUACACAUGGUGUACUAUUCCAAGUUUAAUAUAUUUUGUGUCAAGUCUU
Messenger RNA from Nylanderia fulva, 6637 nucleotides. It is a transcript of the gene side-III, whose product is annotated as sidestep III. The record is from RefSeq and is a predicted model, not a curated record. NCBI's taxonomy places the organism in Eukaryota, Metazoa, Arthropoda, Insecta, Hymenoptera, Formicidae.